CUGUUCGUGUAAGCAAUCAUGGAGCUGUACUUUCCGUUCUGUUUUUUCCUGGUAUUAGCAAUCUGCCUAGUCGAGUCUCGUCAAUUUCGCUACGAUUACAAGUUUAACCAAGAUAUCCAAGGUUGGAUCAAACUGCACCAAGUCCCCUCCACCUGGGAGGACGCAAGGCUGAGAUGUCAUCUUGAAGGUGCCAAUUUGGCUUCACCCCAGAAUUCCAAAUUUGCGACAGUACUAAAGAAUGCGUUGAAGAACACUCAUGCUGAACGGAUAGGAAUUUUCACAGGCAUCCAUGCGACAUUCUCGAAUGGAGAUUUUCAGUCUAUAGAAGGUAUUCCUUUAACAAAAAUGCCGCUACAAUGGAUGCCUUACGAGCCUGAUAACGAAAACAAUGAGGAAAACUGUAUCGUGAUGCAUUCAAAUGGGACAAUCGCUGAUGUCAACUGCAACGAAGUCUUCCCCUACGUUUGCUACAGAAAGAAGUCUAAGAACGAGGUGUUAACUGAAUGCGGCACUGUUGAUAGGGAUUAUCAUCUGGACCCUCGGACUGGCAGCUGCUACAAGUUCCACUUCAUAGCCCGUAACUGGACCCGCGCUUUCAUGACCUGUGCCGCAGAGGGUGCCUAUCUGGCAAUCAUCAACAAUGAUGCUGAAGCUGAAAUCUUAAAGGAGCUGUUCGCCAAAUAUCCACAACCUGCACGUUUUAGCAGUUCUAAGAAUGCUGCCUUCGUGGGUUUCCAUGACUGGGGCGAGCGAAACGUCUGGACCACUAUACAUGGCGAAACAAUUGAAAACGCAGGCUUCAACACUUUCGAAGCUAACCAGCCAAACGCGAACGGAGGAGGCCAAUCCUGCGGAGGUUUCUUCAGGUCAGGCAAAUUAGAUGACUCCUGGUGCCAUUACAGGCUGGCUUUUAUAUGCGAAAAGUCAGUAGAUAGCCUGUUAGACGACAAUGAAUAAUUUUACUGGAAUUACAAUGUAUUUUCAGUUGUGAAGAGAUAUAUUUAAUUAAAUAAU
Molecule: messenger RNA, 1014 nt
Organism: Pieris rapae (cabbage white)
Lineage: Eukaryota; Metazoa; Arthropoda; Insecta; Lepidoptera; Pieridae
Product: secretory phospholipase A2 receptor
Exons: 6
Coding region: 19-957 (312 amino acids)
Molecular function (GO): signaling receptor activity
Source: RefSeq, a predicted model, not a curated record